CACAAGAGACCCAUAAUGAACACUGCCAUUACCAACCAUCCCUCUUCCUCAUCGCCAUCACCCUCGCCUUCACAACUCUCCCCUCCCCGCCAUAACCGCAUCCAAGAUCUCCCAUUUCAGACAACCUUUGGGGCAAAGUUUCAACCUUUGAAGCUUCUCACACAUCCCCACUUCCGCUUCCUCAUAUUCCUCUCCAUACCUUCCCUCUACUUCCUCCUCUCAAACCCUACUCACCGAUCCUUCUUCCCUCUCGAUCUCUUCUACAUAAUCAUCUUCUCAGCAUUGCUAUUGCUCUCUCUCAACCUAGCACUCCCGCGACUACCCUCAAUCCGCUUGUUCCUCGCUCGAUCACUCCCCACAAAGCUGUCUUCAUCAUUUUCCACCUCAAACACUCACCAACCCGUUCUAUGGUCCAUUGGGUCCAACCCCAGGAACCAAAAGAUCCCAAGUUCAGGUUUUUAUGCUCAAAUUUAUAGCAAUGGUGAUGUGUAUGAGGGUGAGUUCCACAAAGGGAAGUGUUCAGGAAGUGGGGUAUAUCACUACCAUAUGAGUGGAAGGUAUGAGGGAGAUUGGGUUGAUGGAAGGUAUGAUGGCUAUGGUGUUGAGACAUGGGCAAGAGGGAGCAGGUAUAGGGGAAUGUAUAGGCAAGGUUUGAGGCAUGGUGUUGGAAUCUAUAGGUCCUACAGUGGGGAUGCGUAUGCUGGUGAGUGGUUCAAUGGGCAGUGCCAUGGCUUUGGAGUUCACACUUGCAAUGAUGGGAGCAAAUAUGUUGGGGAGUUCAAAUGGGGUGUUAAACAUGGGAUUGGCCAGUACCAUUUUAGAAAUGGAGACUUCUAUGCCGGCGAAUAUUUUGCGGACAUGAUGCACGGUUUUGGAGUGUACCAAUUUCAGAAUGGUCAUCGCUACGAAGGAGCGUGGCAUGAAGGAAGAAGACAAGGGCUGGGAAGUUAUACUUUCAGAAAUGGGGAAACACAAUGCGGUCACUGGCAGAAUGGGAUUCUUGACGAUCUGAAAAUGCAGAACAAUCACACUGCUUCUCCAUGUGCUGUGGACCAGGCCAAGGUUUUCAAUGCAGUCAAUGAUGCACAUUCUGCUGCUGAGAAAGCUCAUAACUUGGCGAAGGUAGAUGUUGGGGUGAAUAAAGUGGUGGCUUCGGCUAAUAAAGCAGCAAACGCGGCCAGAGUUGCUGCCAUAAAGGCCGUACAAAAUAGGAUGCAUCAUAAUAACAAGUAAUACUUACCAUCCUUUCCUCAACCAUGUGGCAACCAGAAAAUGAUGAUAUCAUCUCGGUGUCAUAUUCCAUUGGAAGCUACAUGAAUAUUUUCUUACAUAACAUAUGAGAAAGAAAACAAAGGAAGCAGAAUGAACUCAGAAAGAGGAGAAUCAUAAUAUUUAGGACUAAUGAUAUCUCCUCUGAAAAAUGUGAUAUUACAAGCUUGCUUUCACAUUGCCUUUUAUCAAGGUGCAGCUACGAUGUGUGCCUCUUUGGAACCACUUUCUGUGACUCUGAUUCAAAUCAGUGCCACAGAUUGUGGAGCAAAUAGGUUCAUCACUUUUCAGUGGCUGUGAUGUAUAGGAAGAAGAGUAAAGAAUAAUAAUAGUGUGUUAGAGUUAUUACAGUGCACUAGUCUUUCCAUUUGGGCUGCACUGCAGUUUUAUAUAGUUGUUACGACCAAACAAGUGUUUGUGUUUGGUGAAGAGUCGUAUAAAGUUACGAAGCUCAAUUUCAAUAUCAUUUAUGCUUGUCUCAGACUAAUGCAACCAUAUAUAAUGAUGUAUGAUUUGUGAUGCCAAAGUGCAGUGAAUAUAAUUUUAGUACAGGAGUUCAGCUAACAUAGAGGACAUAUAUUCAUUUAAGGAUUUCUUU
This is a messenger RNA of Arachis ipaensis, 1867 nucleotides long. RefSeq lists its product as uncharacterized. NCBI's taxonomy places the organism in Eukaryota, Viridiplantae, Streptophyta, Magnoliopsida, Fabales, Fabaceae. The record is from RefSeq and is a predicted model, not a curated record.